Messenger RNA from Adineta ricciae, 1581 nucleotides. The record is from the annotation of a GenBank genome assembly. Lineage: Eukaryota; Metazoa; Rotifera; Eurotatoria; Adinetida; Adinetidae.
AUGUAUCCGAAUCAAAUACAACAACAACAAGCAUCACCAAUGCAACGUCCUCCGACGAUGAUGAAUGCACCUGGUGGUAUUCCCCCACCUAACGCGCCCGCUGGUGUUCCAUCGAUGCGUCCAAUGGUAACACAAUCACCCAUGCAAGCAGCUAUGAUGCCACAGCAAUCACCACAAGGAUCAAUGAUGUCCAGACCGGUUGGUAGUCCAUAUGGAGUGAUGAAUCGUACACCAAUUUACGAUAAAACAAAACGUCCACCUUAUACAAACGAUCCACGUCAACAACCAAUGAUGCAACCUGGUCAGCAGCCAAUGAUGCCAUACGGAUCUGUCAUGGCUGGUCCGAAUCAAGCUAUGAUGCCCAAUGCAGGCGGUGCUGGACCUAUCAGACCUCAGAAAAAACGUAAACGUUUGACAGAAAAAAUAAUUCACAAACAGAUACGUUCACUCGUGCCGGAAUCGCAAGCAUACAUUGAAUUAUUACGAUUGGAACAAAAAUUAGAUUCUGUUCUCAUGCGAAAGCGCCUCGAUUUACAGGAAACACUCAAACGACCACAAAAAAUCAAAAAGAAACUACGUAUCUUUAUCAGCCAUCAAUAUCCUGUUCGUUUUGAUUCCGAUGCAACAGGAAUGGAUGAUGAACAAGUUCAAUAUUGGGAAAUGCGUGUCGAAGGUCGUCUACUUGAUGAUCCAAAUACAAAUAAAUACGAUCAAGGAAAAGCAAAACGUAAAUUUUCGUCAUUUUUUCGCAGUCUAGUCAUUGAAUUAGAUAAAGAUUUAUACGGACCUGACAAUCACCUUGUUGAAUGGCAUCGUACAAAUGCGACCGCUGAAACAGAUGGAUUCCAAGUUCGUCGACCAGGCGAUCAAAACGUCAAAUGCACCAUUUUAAUGGUUCUUGACCAUUCACCACCACAGUUCCGUCUUGAUGCUCGCUUAGCUCGCUUACUCUCAAUCACAAAUGGUACGCGUCAAACGAUAAUCCAUGCAAUUUGGCAAUACAUCAAAACACAUAAACUACAGGAUUCGGAAGAACGAGAAUUUAUCAAUUGUGAUCACCAUCUGCAAUCGAUAUUCGAUUGUUCACGCCUUCGUUUUUCCGAUUUGCCAAGUAAACUAAAUAAACUCAUACUUCCGUCAGAACCUAUUAUCAUCAACCAUACGCUUUGUUUGGGUACCGAUCCGAAGAAGCACGCAUGUUACGAUAUCGAUGUUGAGGUUGAUGAUCCUGUUCGAGAUUCGAUGCGGUCAUUUCUCACCCCGCAAAACACGCACGAACUAGAAGAAUUAGAUGGCAAAAUUCUCCAAUAUAUUGAUAGUAUCAAUCAAUUAAAGCAAAGCCGAGAGUUUUAUCUUUCAUUUGCUGAUGAUCCUCAAGGUUUUAUAUGUAAAUGGUUAGCAUCACAAUCUCGUGAUUUGAAGGUGAUCACUGAUUCUACAACGGGAAAUGCUGAAGAAGAACGAAGAGCUGAUUAUUAUACGGAACAAUGGUCUUACGAAGCUGUUAGUCGAUAUUUCUACAAUAAAGUUCAACAAAAACGUGUAGAAUUAGAGCAAGCUCUUGGCAUUCGUAAUUCUUAA